Molecule: messenger RNA, 1071 nt
Organism: Aureococcus anophagefferens
Lineage: Eukaryota; Pelagophyceae; Pelagomonadales; Pelagomonadaceae
Exons: 1
Biological process (GO): NLS-bearing protein import into nucleus
Cellular component (GO): nucleus
Molecular function (GO): protein binding; nuclear import signal receptor activity
Source: RefSeq, a predicted model, not a curated record
AUCGUCGACGGCUUGAAUUCGACGGAUCUGCACGCGCGGCUCAAAGCGACACAGCACCUCCGCGCGAUGCUCUCAUCGGUACGCGUGUUCGGAUUCUUGAACCGACCGGUGCGUUUGGUCGUCGAUGCGGGCGUGGUGCCGCGGCUCGUGGAGUUCCAGCAGGACGAUACCGAUCUCCAGAAGGAAGCCUUGUGGGUGUUGACGCAAAUCGCGCUCGGCAGCGCUCAGCCGGGCGUAGCCGACGCCGUCGUCGAGGCGGGCGCCGUGCCCAUGUUCUGCCGGCUGAUGGGGACGGGCGACGAGCGCAGGGUUGGUCAGGUCACCUGGGCUCUAUGGCUAGUUCUGAAAUAUUCGCCCAAGAGCCGCGAUUUGAUGCUCGACCACGGCGCGAUGGAGGCGAUCGUCCAGCAACUCCGCGAGGGCAGUGCUCAGAGCAAAAAGCGAGACUUGGUCUAUGGAGCUGUGCGGCUGCUCUCGCAACUUUGCGCCGAGAUUGAGCUGGAGCAAGUACGACCUGCGGUAUCCGUUCUCGCGAAGCUUCUCUCUUUCCGCGACGACAAUUGUCAAGUUCAUUAUUUCGCUUGUCUAGGGCUUGCGCACGUGAGCCAUCUUGGAAGCAUCGAGCGCGCGCAGACCAUCAUCGACGCGGGAGCUUGCCCACGUCUCGUCGAGCUUCUCGGGCACCCGUCGCUGGAGGUGGUGUCGUGCGCGCUGUUCGCUGUGGGCAACAUAUGCUCAACCGACGACGAUAAUCAUGUGCAGACCAUGAUCGAUUUGUCCGUUUUGGCCCGGCUUUAUGCGCUCCUCUAUCACGAAGAUUUUGGCGCACAACGGGAAGCAGUCUGGAUAACCGGCAACUGUUGUGCGGGCAAUAUGGAACAGAUCCAGGCUGUUUUGGACUUUGCCGGCCUCGUCCCGCGAGUCGUCGAGCUCCUGGGCUCAGGGUCGCUCGAAGUUCGCGCGGAAGCCUCCUGGCUCAUGGUUACGAUAUCACGAGGAGGUUUGCCCGAGCAGGUCGAUGCGUUGGUCCAACAUGGCUGCAUCCCGGCGCUCUGCGAGCUGCUGAAAGUC